AUGUGUCCUAUUUCUUCAAUAUAUUCUUCUAAUACGAAUACUUCCGCUUAUUGUGCUAAAGGUAUUGCCAGAAUUAUCGGUAUUGCAUUUGGAUCUUUAGUGGGAGUUGCUUCUUUAAUAUGCAUUGUUAUAAUUAUUUAUAUACUCUUUUGCAAACGAAAGCCUCCAACACAAAUUUGGAAUCAACCUUAUCCUACAUCACAAACAUAUGAACAACCGAUGUCGACGUUUCCAUAUACACAUUAUUCACAAACAUCUAUGGAACAACCACAAUUAAAAUCACCAAAUAUUACUGAAGAAUUACCACCGGCAUAUGAGGAAAUAAAUGAUAUUGAGCAUUCAAUUAAAUAG
Messenger RNA from Adineta steineri, 351 nucleotides. NCBI's taxonomy places the organism in Eukaryota, Metazoa, Rotifera, Eurotatoria, Adinetida, Adinetidae. The record is from the annotation of a GenBank genome assembly.